Mesorhabditis spiculigera is the source of this 1791-nucleotide messenger RNA. NCBI's taxonomy places the organism in Eukaryota, Metazoa, Nematoda, Chromadorea, Rhabditida, Rhabditidae. The record is from the annotation of a GenBank genome assembly.
AUGAGUUGUGCCUUGGCGGCCCCGACGCCGCAUCAUCAGACGCCGCACGCCGACGUCUGCAAGCAGAUGGAUGUCCCGAGCACUUCAAGAUCGGCCAUGGCUCCAACACAAAUCAACGGGCAACCAUCGACGUUGAGAAGAUUGUUGUCAGAUGAGGCGCGCGCCGCCGAGUUCAGAGCCCCCGAAAAUGGGCGCCCAAUCGGAAUCGCACGACGUCCCACCGAACCCGAGAGGCCUGUGCCUGUCCGCUCCCAACGGCAAAGUCGACAAAAGGGAGAAGUCCUCGACAACUAUGUCGAUCCGUCCGAAUUUAAACAGCCCCGGCCGGUGAACCCUCCAAUUGGCUUGCCGCGCCAACCCUUUAAGCCACCACAAUCCACCUCCGAACAGGACAAGCAAAUUGAACGGCUAAAAAUCCACAUGGUCGGGCCAAAAACAAAGGUGGCGGAGGAGAAAGCCGAGGAAAAGGUCAAGCGACGGCUGAGCGGACGGAUAAACGUUGGCGAUGAACAUCAAGCAAUAUUCGGUGAAACGAGCUGGCAGCAGCCGAGCCGUGAACGCCUUGACAAGGAGCCCGAUCGCGAUCAGGUCAUGUGGCGGUCAGACAAGAAUAAGCUCUCAUCCGCUGAACUCGACGAUGCCUGGCAUGCAGUACGCCGGCAUUGCGGUGGACAGAUUGGUCUUGAUGCGAUGCUCCACCGGUUGAUGGUAUGCCACUACGAUAUCAAUGAGAUGUUGCUAUAUGUGGAGAAGGAAUUGUAUGAGAACACGCCCGAAAUGGAGCCACUUUCCGAGGGGCAGCGCGACGAGUUCGAAAAGUAUUUGAAGAAGAAGGGAUCCGCUGCUUGCAAGAAGUUCCGAUUGAUGCAGGACCGUUUCCUCAAAAGCCACUGGUUGGGUGAAAUUGUUGCCUACUACUAUAAUACGAAGCAUCGCGGAUGUCCGACAGAAGAAUACAACUUAUGCACUUGUCGGAGCAGUGAUUCGAAGGAAAAGCCGGUGAUUUCGCGAGUCGAGUGCACGAAUUGCACAAGAUUGAUUUGGAAGGAUCGGUCAGCAAAAGUACGGCUCUGUCCCGUCUGUGACCUGUACACAAGGCGAACCGGAUUGGAUCGAAGAAUUGUCACUCCGUUGACCACCGCCGAGAAGGAAUUCGUCUUGAAAUGGCGCGACCUGCAAAGAGCGGCUGGUCAUGAGAUUUCGAUGAAUGCGGUGAGAAAAGAGGUGGAAGAAGAGAGACAGCGAGAUGUGCGGCUUCGAUGGGAUGAUAAUGAAGAUAUCCUUGGCAAAGUACCCUCAGCACAGAAAAAGCAAAAAAUGAAACUUGACGAUAUUGCCAAGCAAUCAAAAACGAAGACUGUCACGCUCAACGACACCUGUCCUCUGCUCUGCCCUCAAAUGCAAAAGAUUAAAAACGCGAUUCUGGUCGAGUUCACCCCACAAGAGAAUCUGCAAAUUGUCAAAGCAAUUCGAGAAUACGGCCAAAAGUGGGGUACGGUGGCGUGCAAGGUCGGCAAGGAACCGCAAGAAGUCGAGCAAUUCUACCACAAAUAUAAGGCGAAAUAUGGGCUCGAGACGAUCGGUCAACCGCUAAAAGAAUCGGGUCAUGUCCAACUGAACCGUAAGGUGCCACGAUCACUGUCGACAUCUCCAGAUUCCGGAAUAUUUGAAACGGGAUCUCGACUUUCGGGCGGAAAAAGGCCCGCAUCCCCCGCAGGGUCGAACGGACACGCGAAGCAGCCGCGGAAAUCGCGUCCAAACGUGUUGGCAGUUGAUUACACGGAGUUCGAG